Molecule: messenger RNA, 363 nt
Organism: Manihot esculenta (cassava)
Lineage: Eukaryota; Viridiplantae; Streptophyta; Magnoliopsida; Malpighiales; Euphorbiaceae
Product: very-long-chain (3R)-3-hydroxyacyl-CoA dehydratase PASTICCINO 2
Exons: 1
Coding region: 1-363 (120 amino acids)
Biological process (GO): very long-chain fatty acid biosynthetic process; fatty acid elongation; sphingolipid biosynthetic process
Cellular component (GO): endoplasmic reticulum membrane
Molecular function (GO): 3-hydroxyacyl-CoA dehydratase activity
Source: RefSeq, a predicted model, not a curated record
AUGGUGGGAUUUUUCUUGCUCGUUAGAUGCUUUUACCUCACUUCUGUAAUUGGACGGUCUUGGUUGGCUGGGCUCAAGUUGUUGUUUCUUGCUGUUGGAAGGCAUCAGGCCAUGAACAUAUUUAUGAUGCUGUACAGAAGCCUCUCCUUGCAUAAGACUGCUGCUGAGCCUGCUGUUUUGGAGGUUCUUCAUGGUCUAAUGGAGUUGGUUAUGUCUCUAAUAACUGCAACUUUGCCGCAGAUAGAUUCAAGAUUGUAUGUAAUAUGGGGCAUCUUACAUGGUUUCCCUGAGACUUGGACUCACUCUCUUGUUAGUUCUUUGGUCAUCAGUUGGUCAAUUACUGUGUUGAUUUCCAUUUGUUAG